Molecule: messenger RNA, 2211 nt
Organism: Capsella rubella
Lineage: Eukaryota; Viridiplantae; Streptophyta; Magnoliopsida; Brassicales; Brassicaceae
Product: subtilisin-like protease SBT4.5
Exons: 10
Coding region: 1-2211 (736 amino acids)
Biological process (GO): proteolysis
Molecular function (GO): serine-type endopeptidase activity
Source: RefSeq, a predicted model, not a curated record
AUGACGAAACCUGAUGUCUCCUCUUGUCUCCUCUCAUGUCUCUUUGUCUUUGCCUCGCUUGUGAGUUUUGCCGCAGCAGCCGACAAUGAACAAGACAAACAGGUGUAUAUAGUAUACAUGGGUGCACUCCCUGCUCGUGUUGAUUACAUGCCAAUGUCCCAUCACGCUAGUAUUCUUCAAGAUGUCAUAGGCGAAAGUUCGAUCGAGGAUCGUUUGGUUAGGACUUAUAAAAGGAGUUUCAACGGAUUCGCUGCUCGGCUAACCGAAUCCGAAAGAGAGAUACUAGCAAGUAUGGACGAAGUUGUGUCUGUGUUUCCUAGCAAGAAACUGAAGCUCCAAACAACGUCGUCGUGGAGUUUCAUGGGCCUCAAAGAAGGCAAAAGGGCAAGACGAAACAAUCUCAUAGAGAGCGAUACAAUCAUCGGUGUUAUCGAUAGUGGAGUCUACCCUGAAUCGGAGAGCUUCAGCGGCAAAGGCUUUGGUCCUCCUCCUAAGAAAUGGAAAGGUGUUUGUGAAGGUGGCAAGAACUUCACUUGCAACAACAAGCUUAUUGGAGCACGGUACUACACACAGUAUCCUGACUCAGCAAGGGACCUCAUGGGACAUGGAUCGCACACAGCAUCCACGGCAGCUGGAAACGCUGUGAAGCACGUGAGCUUUUACGGACUCGGUAAUGGAACCGCGAGAGGUGGCGUUCCAGCUGCAAGAAUAGCGGUUUAUAAAGUAUGUAACCCUGGCGCCAGUGGGUGCACCACUGACGGGAUUCUAGCCGCGUUUGACGAUGCCAUAGCGGACAAGGUAGACCUCAUUUCCAUCUCCAUCGGUGGGGAUAACGGUUCGCCAUUCGAGGCUGACCCGAUUGCGAUCGGGGCUUUCCAUGCUAUGGGGAAGGGAAUCCUCACAGUGAAUUCCGCAGGAAACAGUGGUCCAGAACCUAGCUCAGUCGCAAGCGUUGCGCCUUGGAUCUUCACUGUUGCUGCUAGUAAUACAAACCGCGCGUUUGUCACCAAGAUUGUUCUAGGAAACGGCAAGACAAUUGGAAGAUCAGUGAAUACGUUUGAUCUUAACGGAACCAAGUACCCUAUAGUACAUGGAAAAUCAGCUACAAGUACUUGUAGUGAUGAUGCCGCCAGGCUCUGCUCACCAGGAUGUCUAGACAGUAAACUUGUGAAAGGAAAGAUUGUGUUAUGCGAUUCAGUGCAAAAUCCUGAAGUAGCUAAAGAUAUGGGAGCCGUUGCAUCCAUUGUUAAGAGCCAAUACGCAGAGGUUGCAAUGAUCUUCUCUUUUCCAGUCUCUGUUCUAUCGGAGAAAAAAUACAACACUCUUCUCUCCUAUGUGAACUCAACAAAGAACCCUAAAGCAGCUGUUCUGAGAAGUGAGACUAUCUUUAAUCAGAGAGCUCCCAUUGUUGCUUCCUACUCUUCUCGUGGUCCAAACACAAUCAUUCCUGAUAUUUUGAAGCCAGAUAUAACAGCGCCUGGAUCAGAGAUCAUCGCUGCUUAUUCUCCUGAUGUACCACCAAGCUUAUCAGACACAAGACAUGUAAAGUACUCUGUUGAAACCGGAACUUCAAUGUCUUGUCCGCAUGUUGCUGGUGUAGCCGCAUACCUAAAAACGUUUCACCCACGCUGGUCUCCUUCCAUGAUUCAGUCUGCCAUCAUGACUACCGCUUGGCCAAUGAAUGCAUCUACUUCUCCAUUUAAUCAGAUGGCUGAGUUUGCUUACGGAGCAGGCCAUGUCGAUCCGAUAGCUGCAAUUCAUCCUGGACUCGUUUAUGAAGCUAGUAAAUCCGACCACAUUGCCUUUCUCUGUGGCUUGAACUACACUGGAAAGAAACUAAGACUCAUCUCCGGUGAUGGCAGCAUUUGCACUAAAGAACAAACUAAAUCGUUACCCCGAAACCUAAACUAUCCUUCGAUGACUGCUCAAGUCUCGGCGUCAAAGCCGUUCAAGCUGACUUUCUAUAGAACAGUCACUAACGUUCGUAAAGGUAAGGCAGCCACUUACAAAGCAAAGGUAGUGGGAUCUAAACUUAAAGUCAAGGUGGUUCCAGAAGUCUUGUUUAUGAAGUCUGUGCACGAGAAGAAGUCCUUCACGGUGACUGUUUCAGGGACAGGUCCCGAAGCUGACAAUCUUGUGUCCGCACACCUGAUAUGGUCUGAUGGUGUCCACUCUGUGAGAAGCCCCAUUGUUGUUUAUGCUGCGAACUGA